Lodderomyces parapsilosis is the source of this 2229-nucleotide messenger RNA. RefSeq lists its product as uncharacterized. Gene Ontology annotation, molecular function: 1,3-beta-glucanosyltransferase activity; glucan endo-1,3-beta-D-glucosidase activity. Gene Ontology annotation, biological process: carbohydrate metabolic process; cell wall organization. The transcript has a single exon. Bases 1 to 2229 code for a protein of 742 amino acids. Gene Ontology annotation, cellular component: extracellular region; fungal-type cell wall; cell surface. The record is from RefSeq and is a predicted model, not a curated record. NCBI's taxonomy places the organism in Eukaryota, Fungi, Ascomycota, Pichiomycetes, Serinales, Debaryomycetaceae.
AUGCAGGACAAGAAGGGCAUCUCAUCCAAAAGGUCAGUCACCGCACCUAACAUACCGAAGAGGAACCGUACCCCAUGUCAGAACGAGGAAGGUGCACCCAAUUUGGUCAAAGUUAAUCCUUAUAAAAUUGCACGAGCAACCUCCUUCAAUGUUUUCAUGGAGUAUGGGGCACCUGCUGAUAGCGAUGGUCAAGAUGUGGAUCCAGUGGCUGAACAACCACCAAUUGAUGAUGCACCAAAAGCUUCCUUGUCCAAUAUUCAAGAAAAAAUAAAGGAACCACACAAGGGAGAUUUGGUGGAUAAAAUCUACAAAGCUCCUAUCAGUGAAGUACAAACCCACAGAAAUAUGACCUUUUUUCAAGGAGCGACCUCGGCUAAAAGUUUCUUGGCAGAUCCCGUGAAGCAAAAGUCCAGACUGAAAGAUAAUGAUUUCAUUGCACCAAAAGGAUUCGAAAAGGAAGACGAGAGUUUGGCUUCAAAUCAAUUGCUAACUACGGAAGUGGCGUUAUCACCCAAAGCUUCUGGAAACACAAAUCCGGAGAUAAGCAACGACGUCCAUCUGUUGUUACCAAGGAAGAGCAAAACUCUGCCCGUGAAAAUAGGUGCAGAGCCCAAAUUGGAAAAAAGGAAAAUGGCAUUAAAUCAGGGGGCUCUCAACCUUGAUAUUGAUAAGUCAAGUGGAUCUUUGAAUACAAACUUUAUCGACAACACUGGCUCUGAUUUUGUACCCAACUUCCAUAUUGACGAAAAAGAAAGGAAUCAGGAAAGGCGUGAUGCCACUGUUAUUUAUACCAAAAAGCCUGAUAUGGAGCAUAAAGAGGAGCAAUCCCACUGUCAGGGGAUGAUUGGAGAUCACUCAAGUGUCAAUUCUCCAGUGUCAGAUAGUACUAAUAGAACUCGCACUGGUGUGAAAUCGAAAUAUGGCAGUGAUUUGAUGAGUUUCAACCUUUCGGGGCAAAACAACAUUGAAAGUGAAGAGCCAUUGAGCAAGAGAGUGUCCGGUUCAAUGGACUAUGAUGGGGAGAAACCAACCAACGUAAAGAGUGACAAUCCACCAACUUCUGUGAGUAGAAAAUCCAAAGACCACUCACCCUCUCACCGGAAGGUGGCAACAAUUACUUCAUUAUCUGUAUUUGGUGGUGUCAUUUUAGCGGGACUCCUAAUUGCUAUCUUCAUUUUAUCGCGUGGUACUCGCGAUUCUGUCAACUCUUAUUUCCGUAAUGGUCGAAAUAUACCUCAUUUGAGAGAGUUGGUCAGCAGUUAUUUGCUGCAAGAGGAAUCUUUUGGAGCAUUGACCAACUCAGUUGAUGGGUUAAGCUACGAUACUAAAAACGACAAUGAGGUAACCGAUUUAAUGAAAGGAGUCUCGAAUGUUAUGUUUCAUGGGAUUGCUUACUCACCGAACAAAGCAAUGGAGCCACAAUGUCAAUUUAGUAAACGGGACGCCAUGCUUGAUUUGGCAAAGAUAUCAACGAUCACGACACGUAUAAGAACAUAUGGUAUGCAAUGUGACCAAGCUGAGUUGAUACUAGAGGCGAUCGAUCACAUGAACCUAAACAUGACAGUGGCAAUGGGGGUGUGGAUUGGUAAGAACGAUACCCUAAACAAGCAACAAAUGGACAUGAUGAAAAAAGUUGUUGCAAAGCAUCUGGAUCCUGCCAGAGUGGUAAAUUCUAUAUUCAUUGGAAACGAGGUGCUAUUCAGAGGAGACAAAACAAAAAAGGAGUUGAUUGAGUACAUUCAGGAUGCCAAAAGGUUCCUACAAGUUAUGAAAAUUGACGAUAUUCCUGUAGGUACAUCAGAGGUGGGAUCUUUGAUUGACCUGGAGUUGUUGAGAAAUUGUGACGUUGUUGGAGCAAAUAUACAACCCUUUUUCGGGGGUGUUUCUGUUGAAGAUGCUACUCAUUGGAUGUUACGCUUUCUUGAUCUUCAGAUUUUGCCUCAUAAUGAAAAUAUAGGUACCCCUAUUGUUAUCACAGAAAUUGGGUGGCCAAGUGGAGGCGGUCGUUAUCGCUACGCACAAGCUGGAAUGUCGAGUUUAAAGAUAUUUCUCAGUACUUUUUUAUGCACAAUGAGGGAAUUACCAAUCGAGUACUACUUUUUUGAGGCAUACGAUGAGCCAUGGAAGGAGAUUUUUUGGACUGGCAAUCAAAAAUGGGAGACACAGUGGGGGAUAUUCAAUGCUGACCGACUGAAUAAAUUUGCUCUUCAAAACAUAGGUUGUAUUUGA